Messenger RNA from Folsomia candida, 1506 nucleotides. Its product is annotated as metaxin-1. The record is from RefSeq and is a predicted model, not a curated record. Gene Ontology annotation, biological process: mitochondrion organization. The transcript has 7 exons. Gene Ontology annotation, cellular component: SAM complex. The coding region runs from base 287 to 1309 and encodes 340 amino acids. NCBI's taxonomy places the organism in Eukaryota, Metazoa, Arthropoda, Collembola, Entomobryomorpha, Isotomidae.
GUAGAAUUACUUCAUCUCCUCAGUUCAUUAAUGCUAAAUAAAUGUGCGUUGGUAAUGGAGUCGGAGGGUCAUAAAAAUUCAUGAAUUUAAAACUAUAAGCUUGGCUAAUGAGAAAUAUUCUCAAACAGCUCAAGGAAAGUAAUCCUGAAUAGGUGAAUUAUUAUUAUUGGAAGAUCCACCAAACCAAAGUUUGGUUACCAAACCCCCAAGGAAGAUAUCUAACGUGAGUUGAUAACUCUGACAUCUGACAAGUGACCGUUUUAGGAAUUUUUAGAGACUUGUUGAAAUGGCCAAGUCAGCAGUGAAGGUGAAUAGCCAGCAACACACAAAUUUCGAAGACGACGAGGGUAGGAUGGAGUUGUACAUUUGGGGCGGCGGAUGGGGUUUGCCAUCAAUUGACCCGGAAUCAUUACAGACACUGGCUGCAGUUCGCUUUGCUGGUGCUCCAACGACCAUUACGGAGUGUAAUAAUCCAUGGAAGUCACCCAAAGGAGUAAUUCCAUUCUUCAAACAAUCAAACGCUAUGAGCAUUUUCUCUGCUCAUGAUGUUGGCCUUUAUCUACGAUCUAAGAAUUUCAGUGGAGAUUAUGGACUGACAUCUAUCCAAUGUGCAGAAACGGUGGCUUAUGGUCAAUUGAUUUGGGAGUCGUUGCAAGUAGCCUACCAAUAUUAUUUCUGGAUUCAUGAAAAUAAUUACUCAGAAAUUAUUCGUCCAUUCUAUGGACGCCGGCUUCCGUGGUUGUAUAAACUGUGGUACCCAGAAAGAUUGCGUAACCAAGCUAAGCAGGUUGUCAUAUCCCAGUACAGAGAUGCGGAGGAUCAACCACAAGCAGUGGAACAGUUUGUGUUGGAUAAAGCAAAGAAAUGUAUCAUUGACUUAUCCCAAAAGCUUGGACAGAACGAGUUCUUUAUGGCUACAUCGUCCCCAACUACAAUGGACGCAAUUGUUUUCAGCUAUUUAGCUGUGUUUUGGAAAGUCAAAUUGCCUCAUAACCCAUUGAAGGAGAUUAUUACAAGUAAUGCUAACUUGGAAAGAUAUCUCGCCAGAGUCCUUCAAAGGUACUUCCCGGCUGCUCCAGGACGAAGUCCAGCUCUAGUCUCAUCAUCAACAUUAGUUUACGGUGACGACGGGGAAGUAAUUAUGAAACCCACGCAAGAAGAAGAAUCAUUUUCAUUCAAACAGAAACUGGGGGCAGGACUCAUUGCGACUAUAGUGAUGUUUUUAUAUGCACUGAAAAACGGUAUUGUACGCCUUCCUGCGAUUAUGGACUCUAGUCAUGCAGAUGACGAUGAAGACUAUUGGGAAUAACAUUACACACUCUUUUCACAGUUAAAAAUAUUUCAAAGAUUGAUAUGGAAUUAAGCCUGUCAAUAUUAGAUAAAUGUCCAUCAAACAGUCACUGUCAAAUUAUUAUGACCAAUUUGUGAAAAUUAUAUGUAUAUGCAACGCAUGGUCUCGUCAUAUUCCUUCAAUAUCUGAAAAUAUAUUCAGGUUUGGUUUAAACA